CUCUGUGAGUAUAUCACGACAUAUGAUUGAAACAUUUUUGAGCUGAGAUUGGUGAAAGAAAGCAGAAAGAAAAUGAAACACUUCUACGUGAUCAUCACAGCUCUGGCAGCAACAGCUCUGGCACAAGGCUCUAUUGAAUGUAAUUUCACUGAAGCUACUGGAACUCAGCAAUGUUAUGGAGCGGUGGGACAACUGCUGAUUUUUCACCUGCCAAACACUGCAGAUACAGAUGUAAGGUUGAAGAAAGACAAGAAAUAUAUGAUUUUAAAAUCAUACAAAAAUCAGAUAGAGAGUCUACAUGAGGAAUACGCCAAUCACAGCAAUCAGACUGAACUUUUCACCAAGGGAAGACUUGAAUUAGGAAAAGCAACAAAGAAACACUCCGGAGACUACAUGUUGGAAGAAUAUAGUGGAAAUGGGAAUUUCAUAAGAAAAGUAAAUGUGCACGUAGAAAUUGAAGCUCCAGUGUCAAAGCCAGCUGUUUCUCAGAUGUGUUCGUCAGAACAGAUCAACAUCAGCUGCUCCUCUGAGGGAGAUGGAGUGGAGUUCCGUCUGACUUUAGACGGAAACUUACUCAUGCAGACAAGAGACAACAGCCAGUUCCUGAACAGCAGUAGAGUUAACAUACAAUCUCUGACAGAGACUAGAAUUACACAAGACGAACCCAGUCUUAAACACGUUACCAUCAGCUUAAAGGGUCAGCUGGCUGGAAGCUUAAUGUGUAUUGUUUGGAACAAUGUCAGCAGAGAAGAAACAGUUAUUCAACUGAAAAUCUGCACAGUGCCCAGUCUGCAAGGUAUUUCCAUCCUUGUUGUGUCUGUGGCCGUUACAGCAAGCUUUUUGGCUGUCCUCCUGGGAUGUAUUUUAAUCAUUCUCCGUAAAAACCAAACACCCUCAGCUGUUAAUGAGGAUGUUACAGGGAACCCUGAAGAGGACGUUAUCUACGCCCAAUGGAUUUACUUUGUGUGCAGUAAUGUGAGGGUUUCUUGA
Messenger RNA from Labrus bergylta (ballan wrasse), 990 nucleotides. The record is from RefSeq and is a predicted model, not a curated record. NCBI's taxonomy places the organism in Eukaryota, Metazoa, Chordata, Actinopteri, Labriformes, Labridae.